AUGGGUAUCUCUCGUGACUCUCGCCACAAGCGCUCCGCUUCAGGUGCGAAGAGGGCAUACUACCGCAAGAAGAGGGCUUUCGAGAAGGGCCGCCAGCCUGCCAACACCCGUAUUGGCACAAAGCGUGUCCAUCUUGUCCGCACUCGUGGCGGCAACCGCAAGUUCCGUGCUCUGCGUCUCGAGGCCGGCAACUUCUCCUGGGGCUCCGAGGGCAUCGCCAAGAAGACCCGUGUCAUUGGUGUCGUCUACCACCCCUCCAACAACGAGCUCGUCCGUACCAACACCCUGACCCGCUCCGCCGUCGUCCAGAUCGAUGCUGCUCCAUUCCGACAAUGGUACGAGGCCCACUAUGGUGUUUCCCUCGGCCGCAGGAGGCAGGCCAAGGCCGGUGAGAAGGUCGAGGACAUCAAGAAGUCAAAGUCUGUCGCCGACAAGCAGGCGGAGCGUCUGAAGACCUCUGGCAAGAUUGAGAACGCCGUUGAGAAGCAGUUCGAGGCCGGUCGUCUGUACGCCGUUGUCUCCUCCCGUCCCGGCCAGAGCGGUCGCUGCGAUGGGUACGUCCUCGAGGGUGAGGAGCUCGCUUUCUACCAGCGUCUCCUCAGGAAGUAG
Plenodomus lingam JN3 is the source of this 609-nucleotide messenger RNA. RefSeq names its product 40S ribosomal protein eS8 (gene RPS8A). Gene Ontology annotation, molecular function: structural constituent of ribosome. The record is from RefSeq and is a predicted model, not a curated record. NCBI's taxonomy places the organism in Eukaryota, Fungi, Ascomycota, Dothideomycetes, Pleosporales, Leptosphaeriaceae. Gene Ontology annotation, biological process: maturation of SSU-rRNA from tricistronic rRNA transcript (SSU-rRNA, 5.8S rRNA, LSU-rRNA); translation. Gene Ontology annotation, cellular component: cytosolic small ribosomal subunit; ribosome.